UAAGGUCUUGUACCAGAAAACAAAACUUUGCUUUUAGAUGUUCAGUGAAGCAGAGGAUUGAAAACAAGCGAUUUUAUGAUAUUGCCUGCUUGGAAUUACUCUUUAUUUAUACUAGUAGUAUAGGCUCUUUCAUAUGGGAGUUGAGGAAUCGCCAGAAAAAGCUCUCUAAUUUGAUGGAUUGGAUCAAUCGUGACUCGAAUACCAGCACGAUCGUGACUUCAUAAGCCAUAUUUUCYACUGUGAAAAAUCAACACAUUCUGCACCGAACAGCUGAGAAUCCAUCGGAAAACCUGCCAUUAUAGUCGAUAAAGGUUAUACCUAAUGCUGAGUAAGUUUGCUUAAUCUUGUCUAUAAAAGUAAAAGCAAGAAAUCCGAACAGAUCUCGGAUCCUACGCUUAUCCUCUACCAUCGAAGAUUCUUCGUAUGACAUUGGUUUGGAAUUGAAAUAUUUCGUCAAGCAAAGCGCUUGUAAAAGCUUGCCUAGGUACAGAUGGGAUUGGUUUUGGAUAGCCGGCGAUUUGGGAGCAAUAAUGUAUGUUUUCGCAUACUUCAUUCCCCACAACAAUGCUACUGAAGUAGCGUUAGGAGCGUAAACUACAAAGAAACCAACCAUAACAGACCAAGGAAGACCGCCAAUACUUGACAGAUACCAGACAAUCUUAUGAACUAAAAGCAUGCCCCCAGACCUCAGAAGUACAAGGUUUUGAAACUACUGAUCAGGCUUUGUUACACAAAGAUCACGAUGAGUAGUAGAUAUAGGGAUUCUUCAUUAAAAGAAUCUAUGGAGAAUUCCAGAAGGCAUCAAUUUCUUGGACAAAGAUCUAAGACGAUGGUUGAAGAAACCAGUACUUCACGUUAUAAGGAGUCACCGGGACUUGGCAGRCGAUAUGGAAGUGCUAGAUACCACCGAACUACUGUAGACUUGCCAAUUAGAGGCUCAAGCACAGUAAGUUCUUAUCAACCUCRUUCAUCAACAGAACCAUCMUCUCCUCGCAAUAAGUACAGAACUACAACAUCAAGUGAUAUUUCUGAUCAACCUUUUACAUUCUCAAGAACUCAUUCUUUUGACAAUCCAAAGUAUUCGAGUUCAAAGAAAUCUCCAAUCUACCACGAUUUUGAAAGUCACCAAACAGACACAGAUAGGAGUAAAAAAUACMCAUCAGGGUGGAGAAGUCCACCAAGUGUAUCCAGAUCUUCUACAACAUACACACCUAAAUAUACUUCAAGUGAUAAGUGGUCAUCAGUUUCAGUACCACCGCUAUAUCUUCGAAAGGACAGUAGCAAAGAUGAAAGCAGUUCUAGGAGUAGCUCAUUCAGCUCUAGGGGAUCUAGUGGGUCUGCAAGCAGAAAAAGUUCAACAGGAUCUAUUGGAAGGGAUAAGAUGUCAUUUGCUGGUASUUACUCUGGACGAGCUUCACCCGAUGUUUCAACUGCACAGGAUAUAUCUCGCCUUAGUCAAAAAAUAACCAACACAUUUGAGGGAGGCACUCGCCGUAGUUCUGAUAGCUCUGUCCCAACACAAGGAAGUCGGUCGCCUUUCCUCCGGAGUUACUCUCUUCGAAGUGACUAUACUUCCAGAUAUGUCCAACACAAAGUUCGAGAGAGAACGAGCUCCAGUCCUUCAAAAACAAUGAUUCAUAAGCAAAGUAGUUUACCUGAAGAAAAGAGCAUUGCAAGUCAACAAGACGAACAAAGGUCAAGAAAGGGGAGCUGGUUACAAGUACAGAAACAGUCUACUGACAGUCCAGAAAGAGGGGGUUUUAGUAAGAUGUUUGGAAGACAAAGGUCCGGUUCCUCGUCACCUUCUGAAACCAGCAAUAAGUUUUCUCUGACUGGCAAAUUGUCUUCAUCAAAUGAAAGUAAUACGGACACUAGUGGCGGCCUUUUUAAAAAGAAGUUUUCUGUUCCAAGUAAAUACUUCUCUUCCAAGGAGACCAUUUCCAGAGAGUCAUCAGAAGGAAGCACAGAACUACUUGAUGCUUCAGGAGCUGGAAAGUUGAAGAAAAAGUACUCAUUACCAACAAAACUUAACUUGAUGAGAAGAAGGAGUUCUAGUAUUGAAGGUAGCAGRUCAGAGCCAGCAAGUCCAGAUCGAUACCCGGAAAAGUUUAGGGUCAGGUCCACYUCRGUUGAUAUGGACUCUGAGAAAGACCACCUAAAAAGUUCAGUUAUGAGGAGAUUUAAGUUUUGGGACAAAAAGGAGAGGCGCUCUCCUCGUUCACGAUCUAUAUCACCCGAAGGACGACAAUCCAUGAUGUCACCUGAAGAGACGCCAGAAGCAAAGCCUUUASAAAAACAAUUGCACGUUGAACCUGACGAGAGUAAAGAUAAUSRAACCUCUGCUGAUCCCAAAACACUCGACGGGAUAAGUACACCUACUGAGGGAAACACAAUUACUGUUGUUAGUAAAAAAAUCGAUACCRAUGAUUCCCAAUCAACGAGAAAACUUUCCAGAGAAGAGAGAAGAGCUCGGUACAGACGAGCACAAAACACGGCRUAUUCUAAAUCAAUGGAUGCGGCAGUGGGCAGGAUAACUGUUAGCAAUGAAAUCACGACYGAAACAAAUGCUGAAUCAGAUAUGCAACCUUCAGACAAGCUGAGAGAGCGGAGGAGAUUGCGCAGGUUGGAGAGGGAGAAAGCUUUUUCUUCAGGAGAAAACGCUGCUGGUGAUACUGUUAGACAGUCCAGACAAAAACUUAAACUCUCAGUCAGCACUGAGGAUUCWGAGGUUUCAAAACAACGCUCUCAAACUAUUUGUUCUUCAGCUCAUCAAGAUAUCAUAGAAUCGAUUUUGAAAGAACAACCUCACUUAUCACGUGACAACGUUCGACCUCCAUCUGUCAAAGAAAUGCUGAAACGCUUCAUCUGCGAGGACGACACUUCCAAGACCAUUUUAGAUUCCCGCAAAAGUAAAGAGGAAGGUCGUCCACACACUAUUUGUGGAGGAACUCUUUCUCCUGACGAGAUGAGAAAAUUUGAUGACAUCAAUUUCUCUCUGGCUAGGCAAUAUUCACCGGACAAUGUACCAGCUGUGAAACCAGCUGACAAUGACGUACCCUCGUCGAGUGAUGKAGUUGGAAAAGMCAAAUCGAAURCUCUAGAAAUUCAGAACAAAGUUAAUAAAGAUACUAAAGUUGCAGCGACAGCAGCAGUAGUGCCAUCCAAGRCGGRAAAGAUCAUCAGGAAGUUUUCAUUGAAAGGUGAAGAKGACGCACCACAUAGAUCUUUGUUCAGUCGAAAGAGGCAUUCUCCAGAUCAGGAAGAAAGGGACAAGGAGAAGAAAAAAGAAGCUGAAAGAGAAAAAGCAAGAGGAUUGGAAAAGAAGGAGAAAAAGCUUAAAGAAAAAGAGGAGAAAGAAAGAAAGGAAAGAGAGAAACACAAGGAAAAAGAGAAAGCUGAAGAAAAGGCUAAAAAGGAAAAAGAAGAGAAARCCAAGAARGAAAAAGAAGAGAAAGCCAAGAAGGAAAAAGAAGAGAAAGAAAAAGCAAAAGAAAAGAAGGAUCAUGAUCACAAAGAAAAAGUUAAAGAUAAGGAAAAACGACAACAAGAGAAAAAAGAUAAAAAAGAGAGAAAGCAUAAGUUAAUGGAAGAACAAAAAGAAAAACAACGACAACUAAUGGAAGAAAUCAAGAAGAAAGCAGCAGACAAAGCUGAAGAAGAUGAAGAAGAUGAAAUAACCAACGUUGAUGGUGUUGAGAAAGAGAGGGGCGAAGGAGAGCUKCCAAGAGAAGGUUCAGUAUCAGCAUUACUUAGUCUUUUCUCCCAAGCAGAACAGAUAGAAAAGCCUCGCUAUCCGGCGUUACGUAUUCAAAAAGUAAGACCAAGGACUCUAGCAGCUGGUAUUGCACCAGAAAUCAUCAAAACAGCUCGAGAAAUGAUGGAAAGAAGGGAGAGAUUCGAUGCUUCCCAUCAAACUCAAGACGACUCCAGCAUCAAUGCUAGGCCAGAUAGUCUGAUUGAAGAGUCAGAAAGGUUGAUUUCUACUGCAGAUACUAAUCAAGACAACCGGCUUGCUGAUAARAAUGACGAGGACAGGAAAAAGGAAUUAAGAAGAUUGCACAAAGCGAAAAAAGCAAGAAAAGUCUCUUCAACUCUUCGACCGUUUGGGAUGACGAAGACCAAAUCCGARUCCAAUUUAGACCAACCAUUUGAACUGAUACACGUUGACAUCGAUCUCGAUGAAAAAAGUGAGUCACAAGAGCAGAAAAAAAGCAAGAUUAUUGAACUYACUCCCGUCGCCAAGAAAACGAUUCCUCCAGUACAAAUCUCAGUGAGUCAGAAGCCUUCAGAAAGUAAACAAGCCAAGAAAACUGCUUUAGAUGAAGGUCUUGAAGAGUUUUUUGGRGAAACUAAAACCAAUGAAGAAAAAAUAGAGGUUUCUGCAGCUAAAGUUGCCAUUACAACAGAAGAUCUUGAUGUGAUCUCGUCACAAACUACACAACAUCUUCGUUCUGCUGGCGAGGAUAAAAUGCAUCUUAAACCUAAACGAAGGCACGCUACCAAGUCCAAUCCUGUCAAAGCCCUGAAAGAACGACAAGAUGUCAGAACUGAUACAGAAGCUUCACGUACUCCAAGAAUCGAAAAGAAGCAAGUGACAAGUGAACACCCUGUGAUUCGWCGAAAGAAAAAGAAAUACAAAGAUCCUGAAAACCUCUGGCGUCGUCAUACUCUUGACCUUGCKGCAUCAGCCAUUGCUGGCUUAGCCAGUACCGAGGAYUUCACCAAAGUAACUUUAAGAAAAACAGGAGGACCAGAAAAAGCUAAAGAGCAAGAUAACUACAGAGGAACACAACCAAUAAUGAUGCUUCACAUCAAAGGUAGAAGAAAUAUGCAGACACGUUUGAUYGAGCCYUGUCAGAAAUCGCUAAACUCCGGRGACUGUUUUGUCCUUGUCACCAAAGAAGACYUGUUUGCUUGGGUYGGKAAGGAUGCUAACGCUAUMGAAAGAGCAAAGGUCACAGAAAUCGCUUCUCGUAUUUUUACAAAGCGYGAGUUGGACUGCAAGGCUCGUGAUAUUACKUUCAUCGAGGAGAGGGAAAAGGACCCAGAAAAAUUGAAAGGCUCAAACAAGUUCUGGAAUGUUCUCAAUGGUGAUCCUGGAGACGACAUCCGAGCUGCUGAUUCAAUGCCUGUUGACGAGGAGUAUGAGAAGGGAAUGAUCAGGACCAACAUGGUGUACAAAGUUCACUGGACUGAGCCUCCGUCAUUAGUUCCAGUAGAGUCAAUGUGUGGACGUCUGCCACAAGUCUCCAUACUAGAUACAAAAGAGGUGUUAGUUUUCGAUUUUGGCUCGGAGUUAUACGUCUGGAAUGGCCAGCAUUCAUUAUCGGGUCAAAGAAAAACGGUCUUCGCCCUUGGGAAACAGCUUUUUGAAAGUCCAUUUGAACCUAAUGGAAUUUACAAUCCACUUUACCCGUACGGUAAAGGACAAGAAACACUGCCCAAUAACGACGAUAACAAGACUUCCCCAGCACGACCCCCAUGGGCUCUAUUUGCAAGGCUGCACGAAAAAGCCGAAACGAUUCUGUUUAGAGAAAAAUUCCUUGAUUGGCCUGAUCCUACAAAGAUUAUCAAAAUGAAAGGACAUCCUAGCAGUGGGGAAUUAAUUAUCAAGAAACACAUUCCUGUAGAGUUAAACAAUUCCUACAUCUAUACUGUACAAAACCUCCAUAUCUCAAAACUCUUGUUAUUAUUACAUUGUACAGGUAGAAGAAAUAUGCAGACACGUUUGAUYGAGCCYUGUCAGAAAUCGCUAAACUCCGGRGACUGUUUUGUCCUUGUCACCAAAGAAGACYUGUUUGCUUGGGUYGGKAAGGAUGCUAACGCUAUMGAAAGAGCAAAGGUCACAGAAAUCGCUUCUCGUAUUUUUACAAAGCGUGAGUUGGACUGCAAGGCUCGUGAUAUUACUUUCAUCGAGGAGAGGGAAAAGGACCCAGAAAAAUUGAAAGGCUCCAACAAGUUCUGGAAUGUUCUCAAUGGUGAUCCUGGAGACGACAUCCGAGCUGCUGAUUCAAUGCCUGUUGACGAGGAGUAUGAGAAGGGAAUGAUCAGGACCAAUAUGGUGUACAAAGUUCACUGGACUGAGCCUCCGUCAUUAGUUCCAGUAGAGUCAAUGUGUGGACGUCUGCCACAAGUCUCUAUACUAGAUACAAAAGAGGUGUUAGUUUUCGAUUUUGGCUCGGAGUUAUACGUGUGGAAUGGCCAGCAUUCAUUAUCGGGUCAAAGAAAAACGGUCUUCGCCCUUGGGAAACAGCUUUUUGAAAGUCCAUUUGAGCCUAAUGGAAUUUACAAUCCACUUUACCCAUACGGUAAAGGACAAGAACCAUUGCCCAAUAACGACGAUAACAAGACUUCCCCAGCACGACCCCCAUGGGCUCUAUUUGCAAGGCUGCACGAAAAAGCCGAAACGAUUCUGUUUAGAGAAAAAUUCCUUGAUUGGCCUGAUCCUACAAAGAUUAUCAAAAUGAAAGGACAUCCUAGCAGUGGGGAAUUAAUUAUCAAGAAACACAUUCCUGUAGAGUUAAAGCCUUGYGAUCCUAAAGUCAUGUUGACUAACCCAGAACCAACCAAAGGAGAAACAUUCGAAGGCGUUAACGUAGGGCGUGGUCACGGUGUACCGACGCGAUGGACUGGGGACUACUAUAAAGAAGGCAAUCUUUGUUCUACUGUGGGUUUAACUGUAUGGCAUAUCAAUGAAUAUCGACAUUACGAGUUACCUCCAGCGAAUGCGGGGCAUUUCCAUUCUGGUGAGGGAUACGUCAUACGAUGGGCCUAUUACGUCAUGAAUGAUCGUAUCGCUAAAGACCGGAAGUCUCGAUGUCGAUCGACCAUCGCUGGGCGCGUGCGCACUGCGUAUUAUUUUUGGCAGGGUAAUGAYUGUACGGUGAACGAGAAAGGAGCAGCUGCCGUGAUGGCUGUUGAACUAGACGAGGAGAGAGGACCUCAGGUUCGUGUGGUUCAAGGCAAAGAACCMCCGUCGUUCCUUAAUCACUUUAARGGAGGCAUGAUGAUACACGCGGGAAAUACUUCCAAGUGUUGGUUCGACGUCGAUGCAAAAUCUCAUGUCUCAGAAAACAUUGAACGACUUUCUGACACAUCUAUAAUUCGUCUUUACUGUCUACGAAACGAAGAAUCGGGUGAAGGAUGUUUAGUGCAAGUUAAAGCAACGUGUUCWUCUCUGCGAUCAAGAGGGUGUUUUAUUCUAUUGCUUUGCCGUGAAGAGGAGAUGUAUGUAUGGUAUGGCUGUAAAGCUACAGAAGGAUGUAGAAGAAACGUGUUGGCUGCCGCAAAGCUGAUGCAGGAAAAGAAACCCUUAGAAUGUAACAUCGAAAMUACGUUAUCAAUYARUCUAAUAGAAGUCGAAGAAUCCAAAGAACCAGAUGCAUUUUUCAAAGCUUUAGGAGGAAAAAAGUAUUAUUGUAGUCUUAUUAAAGAUCCUUCUCCUCAACAAUUUACUCCAAGACUAUUCGARCUCACCAGCGCAACAGGAAAAUUUCUAUCAAACGAAAUAWUGAACCCGUCGCGAGUAGAUGGCAAAGUUGACAUGUUUCCGUUCUUGCAGGAUGAUUUGUAUGGCACGCCACAGCCAGCAUUAUUUCUGUUGGAUUUCCACUUCGAGGUCUAUGUCUGGGAAGGCUGGAUACCAGAAAAUGACCUGGACUCCCUGACUGGAACGGGAAGACAACGAUGGGAUACCGAUAGAAAGCUUGCCAUGGAAACAGCUAUCAAGUACGCUGAAGAGGCUGGUAAACGCAUUUCCCAUCGUGUGUWUGUGGUUUACGCGGGUCUCGAGCCAAUGUCGUUCAAGGUUGCAUUUCCCAUGUGGUCMGACAAACCUUAUAUUACUUCAAUUCAAAAAGAGACCGGCAAGCAACCUGGAACCAGGCAUUUGGUGUUAGAACUGUUGAAUCAAUUCACGAAAGAGACGUACAGUCUAGAGGAAUUACAACAAACUCCUCCUCCUCAAGGGGUUAAUCCCUCAAAACUAGAAACCUACUUGAACAAAGAAGACUUUUCGAAUAUAUUUAAGAUGAACGCUGAAGAGUUUGAGAAACUACCCGGAUGGAAGCAACAGAACUUAAAGAAAGCUGUUGGUUUAUUUUAACUAAGGCUGUAGUCUUCACAAUGUCCCUGUAUAUAAUAUCUGUCCGUUAUCAGACAGGUGAAAAAUUACCAAUAUUUAUUACUAGAUAUUAGGCAUUAUUAAUGUAGGUGAAGGCAAGUGUUGCUGGUCCAAGCUUGUAGAAUACCUGAAGUUUGUAAUAUAAUCAUAAAUGGGUUGUUUGCUACCAUAGUCUGCCAUGCAAGAAAUAUUCUCAUGGUAUGAAAAGAGUUUUGAGAAAGAUUUACAGAAUUAUAUYAAGUUUUGAUGAUAAAUGUAACGAUUAUUGAGGAAAGUAUAUUAUAGCGUUGACGAGGGAAUGCUAGGAAUAUUAUUGUAGAUACUUAAUUAUUCCCUGUUUAAUAUGCAUUCAUUACAUUCCUUUUUGUUAAGUAUUUUGAUAAAUGAUGAAAGGAAAAAACGUAAUAUCUGUUCCAGUUUUUAUUGCAGUUUAUUGGYAUUAGAUUGCUCAAAUCACAAUCAAUGUUUUUGAAGGUAGUGUAGGGAAACUUGUUAAGAUAAAAGAUGAAGAAAGGAUAUAAAUAUAAAUACUAGGAAUAUUAUUGAUUCAAAUGAAAAAAAUGCUAUUUAUUUUGAAUUGUACAUAAAGAGAAAGUAUAUUAGUGUAGGUAAAAAGCAUCCUCAAGGCCCGUUUACACUUUAUUUGCAGCGCGAUUGUCGCACGACAAUCGCCACUUUGUUCUCGCGCACCUCAAAUCGUAAGUGUUAACAGCUUUACGAUUGUCGCGGCGAUCGAAAAUCGCUGGCGAGUUGCAGCUAAAUUUCAAGCAUGUUCGAAACUCAGACGAUUGUCGCGCAACAAUCGCGCUUCGAUUUCAAGUGUAAACGGGCCUUCAGAAACUUUGGGACUUCUGAAAAUAAUCAUGGGAACACAAUAGAAGAUUAUGACCCACCCUUUUAUCUCCCAAUAAUCCCCGCCUCCCCCUCCCUUUCCCAGUCACACUCAGUAGUCUCACGGCUUCCAAGGAUGGGUAUAAAAAUUGUUUUCGCAUUCAUUGUAACAAUGAUUGUCAUUAAAGUGGUUGCUACACUG
Messenger RNA from Exaiptasia diaphana, 9155 nucleotides. Its product is annotated as supervillin. Gene Ontology annotation, molecular function: actin filament binding; phosphatidylinositol-4,5-bisphosphate binding. Gene Ontology annotation, biological process: actin filament severing; barbed-end actin filament capping; cytoskeleton organization. The transcript is spliced from 30 exons. The record is from RefSeq and is a predicted model, not a curated record. Gene Ontology annotation, cellular component: cytoplasm; actin cytoskeleton. Bases 743 to 8104 code for a protein of 2453 amino acids. Lineage: Eukaryota; Metazoa; Cnidaria; Anthozoa; Actiniaria; Aiptasiidae.